Molecule: messenger RNA, 1105 nt
Organism: Cheilinus undulatus (humphead wrasse)
Lineage: Eukaryota; Metazoa; Chordata; Actinopteri; Labriformes; Labridae
Product: complement C1q-like protein 4
Exons: 5
Coding region: 113-775 (220 amino acids)
Molecular function (GO): protein binding
Source: RefSeq, a predicted model, not a curated record
AAACAGAUUUUGUAACAAAGCAGCAGCAGGUGGACUUUGCUUGCUUGGCACAGCAACGUUUCCACAGAAGCCUGGCAGAGGUUGUCACUGCUGUGUGGCUUUUAGCAGGAAGAUGAUCACCUUAAAGGUGUUUUCUUUUUUUAUUGUGGUCUUGUUUGAAACCAGCUCAACAUCAGCUGUAUCAGCGGAGCGUAUCCCUCGUCAGACAGUUGUCACAAAGCAGGGGGCUGCUGUUCUGUUCUACGCUUCCUACCAGGGCUCCCUGAGAGACAUCGAGUACAACCCCAUCAUCUUUAACGACGUGGUGGUGAACCUGGGGUCUGCAUACAGCAAUGCCACAGGCAUGUUCACUGCUCCAGUCGAUGGCAUCUACCAGUUUGUGUUUGCGGCCCAGCUCUGUCGUGGAGAUCACAACAAUGUUUGGGGGUUCAUGUUGAAGGGGGUCCGGAAAAUGGCCUGCCAUGCUCAGGUUUCUGGUACUGACACGACCCUCAACACAUGUUUCCUCAUGCAGGAACUGAAGAAAGGUGACAAGGUGUCGGUGAAGCAGUUUCCUGGGAGCUGUGCUUGGGCCAGCACCACCUCCAGAACCAUCACCUUCUCCGGCGUCCUAUUGGCCAGUGAGGGCGUGUCCAUGCUGGGGGUGAAAUAUGUCAACUCCUGUCCUCUGCCUGGUCAGAGCAGCAGAUUGGUGUUGUCAGACUCAACCGUCCUGAGAGCAGCUUUACUGAGUGUCGUCAUGUCUCUGCUCAUGUGCUGGCUCCUUUGUGAUUAAUGGUAGAGUUAUUAUGUACAGAAGGUUUUAUUCAUACAUAUGAUGUAUUUUAAAUGCAAAAAUAUAUGCUGAUAUUUUUCAACAAUUUAUUCCUUUUUUCCCCUUAUUUUUGCUUGAUGGAUCAGUCCAUCCAUCUCUUAAUAUCUGCAGAAAUUGCACAUGACUGGCUCAACUUAAACAUUAUGUUUACUUGAGAGGCUUUUGUAUUUUUUAUCCACUAUCUCACAAAAGUGUUUUGAAUUUUUAGGUUAUUUACAAUCACAUUAAAUAUUCAUGGCCCAGAAAAGAUCAUUUCUAAGAACUACAUACAAUAAAUCAGAUUUGUGUGUG